Meleagris gallopavo (turkey) is the source of this 3221-nucleotide messenger RNA. It is a transcript of the gene MYADML2, whose product is annotated as myeloid associated differentiation marker like 2. Lineage: Eukaryota; Metazoa; Chordata; Aves; Galliformes; Phasianidae. Gene Ontology annotation, cellular component: membrane. The record is from RefSeq and is a predicted model, not a curated record.
CGCGUGGGCUGCAUGAGGAAUCCCUUCUGUGGCGUUUUUUGCAUUCCGAAGCCACAGCAAUCAUCUUAUUUAACUUUUAUAGUUGAAAUGAAGAGAAUUCUCAGCUGUGAAGAAGCCUAGGGAAAUGUACACCGUAAAUGGCGAUGGGGAAAGCUGUGAUCCAAUUGUGGGGUUUGACCAUUUCUAUUGGAAUCCGUAUUCCAAAGCAGAGCAAAGGAUAUCAAAGCCAUUUUUUGUCAACAAUUGCAUUUGGGUUUGGUGCUCAGGAUAAGAAUAAGCGGUUCCCACAUUAGUAAAACAGGGAAGAGCUUAAGGAGACGGCGAGGAUUGGUGUCCAAGCCCUCACAACACAGCAGGGCCUUUCACAGCAUGCAAAUAUAUCGCUGCUCCAGAUCAAAAGGAGCGAAGUGAGUCAGCUUCUAUCGCAGGCUCUGGGCUUUCACAGUGCCUGUGGUGUAUCCAGGCCCGUCCCCCCCCCAGGGCUGUGCUUGGGGCUCUUGAGCUGCGGGGAGAGCAGCACUGACCGAUACACGUCCAGAGGAGCAGAAGGGCAACCCAGAGCCGCGAUGGAGCUGAUGGUGUCAGUGUUAAAUAACACUGCUCACGGCAGUUGAGGGGGGCAGGACUCGUUCCAGCACUAUUAAUAUAGCCCCUAUUUUUAUGCCUGGGUUCCUGCAAGCGCCACAGCAGAGCUACAGCUGCAGAACUAAAAUGGAAUAAAUGUCAGUCCCUGGGAAGAACGUGAUCCUUUCAGCCAUCGUGAGGGAAAGCAGGCAGCGAAAGGACAGAAUAAGGGACAGUAUUCAGAGCUGGGAACUGAUCGCAGCACCCUGAGAGCGCAGCCGGUGGGCAGAGCCAGCAGCAACCUCCCUGCAGCAGCACUCCGUGCCAGAGACGCACGCUCAGCGUCAGCACAGCACCUACGGAUACCGGCAGAGGGAGGCAGGAAUUGGAGCUGCUGUCUGCUGAUCCGGUGCCAGGUGUGACUCAGGACAAAGGGCAAAAGCCUGAAAGGAAGUUUGGGUUUUUUUUUAAGUUGCAUCGUCUGCAGGACUGGAAAGAUGAUGGAGAGCACAGGAGGGCCGUAUCUGAACACCGCGGCUGUGACAUCUCCGGUGGGAAUAGUUCGUUUGCUGCAGAUGAUGUUUGGAUGCACCACAUUCAGCCUGGUGGCCCAUCAGGGGGGAUUCAGCGCAGCAUACGGCACUUUCUGCAUGUUUGUCUGGACCUUCUGCUUUGCCGUCACUGUCUUUAUCACUACCUGUGAGUUCACGCACCUGCACAGCUGUCUGAGCAUCUCCUGGGGAAACUUCACAGCUGCAUUUGCCAUGCUUGCCACGCUCAUGUCGGUCACAGCGGCGGUGAUUUACCCGCUCUACUUCGUGCAGCUCGGCUGCUACCCCAUCACCUGCGAGGUGAGAGACUUCCGCAUAGCGGCCAGCGUCUUCGCCGGCCUCGUGUUUGUUGUGUAUGGCGUGGAGGUGUUCUUGACCAGGGCCAAACCAGGACAGGUCACCAGUUACAUGGCCACCGUCUCUGGGCUCCUGAAGAUCGUACAAGCCUUUGUGGCCUGCAUCAUCUUUGGGGCGCUGGUGAACGACAGCCAAUAUAGCAAAUACGUGGCCACACAGUGGUGCGUGGCGGUCUACAGCUUCUGCUUUAUGGUCACGGUGGUGGUGGUCGCCUUCAGUGUCACAGGUAAGACCGCCCAGCUGUGCUUCCCCUUCGAGCGCUCUGUGGUUGUCUACACUUUUGGGGCCGUCCUGCUGUACGUGAGCGCAGCCGUCAUCUGGCCGGUGUUCUGCUUUGACAGCAAGUACGGCUCCCCGCAGCGCCCCAGCGCCUGUGCUAAGGGCAGGUGCCCCUGGGACAGCCAGCUGGUGGUGGCCAUCUUCACCUACGUCAACCUGCUGCUCUACGUGGUAGACCUGGCGUACUCCCAGCGCAUCCGCUUCGUAUCCCACAUCUGAGGCCUGGCUCUGCCCCGGCUCCAGCAGCAGCAGCAGGAAAUGGGACGCGGUGAGGACAGGCACUGACCGGGACAGGAACCAGAGCUCAUUGCCAAGGCUGAGUGGGCCCACGGUCACAGCCCGCAGUGGGUCAGCUGCCCACCCCCAUCAGUCGGCAUUUGCUUCAGCCAACUGGUGCCAGAGUGAAGAAAUUCUGCAGUCUGAAGUAUGCAAAAUGGCGUCUCAUCUCCAGAAGGCAAAAAAUGCUUGCUGCAAUAGUGGGUCUGUAAGCUGCUGGAAUGCUGAGCCAAAUAUUAGGAAAGACACCAAAGAUUUUGAAACUGUUACCAACACUUAACUAUAAUCAAGUGACUACCCAGGAAGUGGGAAAGUUAAAAGCUGCAUCAAGGAACAGCAGUUCCAGAGACGAAAAACAAUGUUGGAUUUUGGGUUAGUCUGGGCUGUGUGGUGAGACAUGAAAUACUUGCAAAUGUGGGAAAUUCCAGUCAGGAUGUUUCUGAGAAGAACAUCAUAGCUGUGAUAUUAUUUUGAUGAUUUCCUUUCCCUCUGCUCCCCUGUUUAGCACAGAAAAAGAAUAUCCCAAGCACGCACCUCGAGGGGGAGCAUAGGGUAGGUUAUUCUAUUUAGCAAACACCAAGUCUGUACAGGAAUGAACAUUUGUGUAACUGGAGUUCUAUUGCCAAGAAAUGGUGCAGAAUAGACCCAAAUUGCAAAGCAACCGCAACCAGACAUUCUUGCUUGGACAGGACCAGAGGGUACCUCAGCACCUGCGCUGCUCAUAUGUCAUUGCUUCUUUAUACUGAUCUCAGGAUUAUUUUCCUGCAAGUUUAAAGCUAAGUUUUGGGGGUGGAGGGGGGGAUGAAGGGUAUGCAAAGAUGAAUUGAUAUUACAGCCCUGCAUAACGACUGAACUCGUAGGGAAAAUCCUUGCAUGUAAUGGUAACAAACGGAGGGUGCUGGCUCAGAGCAGAUCAGGUUCUGGGAUUCCUGAGCUCUCUGUGUCACACACCAGCUGUGCUCCUCCGACCCAUCCCUGACAAAACACCCAAAAAAGUCCCACACAGCAUGGCUCAGGUUUCUGGCUUAGCUGAACAACUCCUCACUUGCCAUCAGGCAGACACUAAAGCAGCCCGAGUUCUCGUGCAGAGCAGAUAGACUGGAUUAAAAUCCAGAAGCAGCUGACGGACAGAAGCGAGAUUUAUUUUUUAAGCAAAUAAAGCUGAAUGGCAGCCUUGCAGACUACACCUACAGA